This is a messenger RNA of Serpula lacrymans var. lacrymans S7.9, 624 nucleotides long. RefSeq lists its product as uncharacterized. Bases 92 to 463 code for a protein of 123 amino acids. The record is from RefSeq and is a predicted model, not a curated record. Lineage: Eukaryota; Fungi; Basidiomycota; Agaricomycetes; Boletales; Serpulaceae. The transcript is spliced from 5 exons.
AUCGUUGCGGUACUGCAAAUUGUCCAACGCCUGGUCAUCUCUCUCCUGACUCGAUGAGGUUAUAAGCACGGAAAUCUGAAGGUAUACGUUCAUGGCAUCUUCUACUUCAGACACCAAGACUCAAGUUAUAUCGACGUAUCAUGAUCAUGCGACAUUCUCAUGCGCGCAGUGUUCAGCGGUGGUAGCUCUCCAGGACGAGCUUAUUAGUAAAUCAUUCUCUGGGAGGGAGGGUAGAGGCUACUUGAUGCAUUCUGCGGUCAAUGUCAAACUUGGAAAGAAGGAAGACCGUCCAUUAUUGACUGGUGUGCACACCGUUGCCGAUGUCUUUUGUGUUGGAUGCAACGACCGUCUAGGCUGGUACUAUCAUAAGGCCUCCGAUUAUUCGCAAAAAUACAAAGAAGGGAAAUAUUUGCUGGAGCGAGAGAAGUUGGUGAAGGAUAACGCUUGGAAGUUAGAUGAAUAAUGUAAUAAUUAGGGCUCAAUUCGUCACACUGUAUUGUUAUCUGUAUUUCACUCUUAUUUCCACUAAGAGGACGCGCUGCUCUUCCGCUAUGAUAGUAUCGAUAUACGUACAUACGAGAUACGUACUGUUCCGCGUCACUCAGUCUCUCUCGCAAGUGGCCC